This is a messenger RNA of Pongo pygmaeus (Bornean orangutan), 2006 nucleotides long. RefSeq names its product target of EGR1, exonuclease (gene TOE1). Gene Ontology annotation, biological process: snRNA 3'-end processing. Gene Ontology annotation, molecular function: metal ion binding; snRNA binding; 3'-5'-RNA exonuclease activity. Gene Ontology annotation, cellular component: Cajal body. Lineage: Eukaryota; Metazoa; Chordata; Mammalia; Primates; Hominidae. The record is from RefSeq and is a predicted model, not a curated record. The coding region runs from base 206 to 1738 and encodes 510 amino acids. The transcript has 8 exons.
GAGCCGGCAGCACAGGCCAAUAGGCAAUUAGCGCGCGCCGGGCGGCCUUCCCCGCGCGGGACCCGGGAGGUCUGAACGGAAGUUCGACCCCUCGGCGACCCGACGGCGAGACGCCGCCCCAUCCCCGACUACCUGAACCGCGCCAGGAGACGGAGCGCAAGUCCAGCGUACCCACUGACGACUCAGGCGGGAGACGAGAGGUAUCAUGGCCGCCGACAGUGACGAUGGCGCAGUUUCAGCUCCCGCAGCUUCCGACGGUGGUGUCAGCAAAAGCACAACAUCUGGGGAGGAGCUGGUAGUCCAGGUUCCCGUAGUGGAUGUGCAAAGCAACAACUUCAAGGAGAUGUGGCCAUCCCUCCUGCUAGCCAUAAAGACAGCUAAUUUCGUGGCUGUGGACACGGAGCUGAGUGGGCUUGGGGACAGGAAGAGUUUGCUGAACCAGUGCAUCGAGGAACGUUACAAGGCCGUGUGUCAUGCUGCCAGGACCCGUUCUAUCCUUUCCCUGGGCCUCGCCUGCUUCAAGCGGCAGCCAGACAAGGGUGAACAUUCCUAUCUGGCUCAAGUGUUCAAUCUCACUCUGCUGUGCAUGGAGGAGUAUGUCAUAGAACCAAAGUCUGUGCAGUUCCUGAUACAGCAUGGCUUCAACUUCAACCAGCAGUAUGCCCAAGGCAUCCCCUACCAUAAGGGCAAUGAUAAGGGUGAUGAGAGCCAGAGCCAGUCAGUACGGACUCUAUUCCUGGAGCUAAUCCGAGCCCGCCGGCCCCUGGUGCUACACAAUGGCCUUAUAGACUUGGUGUUCCUGUACCAGAACUUCUAUGCACACCUCCCUGAGAGUCUGGGAACCUUCACCGCUGACCUGUGUGAGAUGUUCCCAGCAGGCAUUUAUGACACCAAAUAUGCUGCUGAGUUUCAUGCCCGUUUCGUGGCCUCCUACUUAGAAUAUGCCUUCCGGAAAUGUGAACGGGAAAAUGGGAAGCAGCGGGCAGCUGGCAGCCCACACCUUACCCUGGAGUUCUGCAACUAUCCUUCCAGCAUGAGGGACCAUAUUGAUUACCGCUGCUGCCUGCCCCCAGCAACCCACCGUCCUCAUCCCACCAGCAUCUGUGACAACUUCUCGGCUUAUGGCUGGUGCCCCCUGGGACCACAGUGUCCUCAGUCCCACGAUAUUGACCUUAUCAUUGACACUGAUGAGGCUGCGGCAGAGGACAAGCGGCGACGGCGACGACGUAGGGAAAAACGGAAGAGGGCUUUGUUGAACCUACCAGGGACACAGACCUCUGGGGAAGCUAAGGAUGGUCCUCCCAAGAAGCAGGUCUGUGGGGAUAGCCUCAAGGCUGAAGAAACCGAGCAGGAGGUGGCUGAGGAUGAAACUAGGAACCUGCCUCACUCCAAGCAAGGCAACAAAAAUGACUUAGAGAUGGGGAUUAAGGCAGCAAGGCCUGAAAUAGCUGAUACAGCUACCUCAGAAGUGCCAGGGAGCCAAGCCAGUCCUAACCCAGUGCCUGGGGAUGGAUUGCACCGGGCUGGUUUUGAUGCCUUUAUGACAGGUUAUGUGAUGGCCUAUGUGGAAGUGAGCCAGGGACCGCAGCCCUGCAGCUCUGGACCCUGGCUCCCUGAAUGCCACAAUAAGGUAUAUUUGAGUGGCAAAGCUGUACCCCUCACAGUGGCCAAGAGCCAGUUCUCCCGUUCCUCCAAAGCCCACAAUCAGAAGAUGAAGCUUGCUUGGGGCAGUAGCUGAUGCAACUUCCACCUUGCACUCAGGUGGAACAGAGGUAUUUUGGGUCUCUCUAGCCUGAAAUGUCAUCCUCAACUACUAUUGAGUUUAGGGGAGGGGGAAUGUCCUGACAGACAUCACUGCAUUGCCCUGGACCACUUCCUUUAUCCCAGUGUCUGAGGUACAAGUAAGAAGGCUGACCAGCACCUGUAACACCGACUUUAUUUUUGAAGUCUGAAAAUGUCUUGGGAAAGUUUUACAAAAAAAAAUCAACAGAAGCAAGUUAUGAAAA